AUGUUCAGCAAACUGGUAGCUUUCGGUGCGAUGCUGGCAGCAGCUCGUGGCCACGGACACGCUGUGUCUUCCCAAAGCAUCGUACGCCACGAUGGUGGUCAUUACGCCGCCCCCUACGCUGUGCCAUACGCUGCUCCCUACGUAGCCGGUUACGCCGCACCAUACGAAGGCGUCUACGCUGCCCCUUAUGAUGGUGUCUACGCUGCCCCCUACGCUGCACCUCUUCCGUACGCCGCCGAUGGUCUGGCUUACGCUGGCCAUUACGACAACGGCCAUGAUGAACAUGCUCACCCAAAAUAUGACUUCGAGUACUCUGUAUCUGACCCCCACACCGGUGACCACAAGUCCCAGCACGAGAGCCGCGACGGUGACGCCGUGCACGGAUACUACUCCCUGGUGCAGCCUGAUGGCUCUGUGCGUAAGGUCGAGUACACCGCCGAUGAUCACAACGGAUUCAACGCCGUUGUGCACACGUCAGCUCCAUCCAUCCACCCUGCACCCGAGUACCACCACUACUAA
Messenger RNA from Spodoptera littoralis (African cotton leafworm), 519 nucleotides. The record is from the annotation of a GenBank genome assembly. NCBI's taxonomy places the organism in Eukaryota, Metazoa, Arthropoda, Insecta, Lepidoptera, Noctuidae.